UGUGCUGCUCGCUCCUUCCUGUGGCCCCGGCCUGAGAACCUCUCUCGGGUUGCAGCGUGUCCAUGUGACUCGGCUUCCGUUGCUGCUGCUGCUUCCGUGAGUAGUAAGAAGAGCGUCGAGAGCGGGUGAACAUCCCAGAGCACAAAGUCGCUCUGCAGGACCGAAUCCACCAGCGAAAUGGUCAGAGGAUCAACCGACCGAGGCUUUGGAAAUCUACUGCUAACUACCAGACAGUGAGGAUGUUAAGAUGCUCGUCCUCAGGUUCACGCCCCUCCCGCUCUGCCUGGUCCACCUGUGGCGUCUCCUGACGCUGGUCUGUGGUCACCCACAACCCAGUCCAUGUCAGCAGGUCCAAAGGACGGCUCUGUGCGACAGGAAGGAGCUCUUCUGUGUUCCUGCAGGACUCUCCGAGCACACAGAGGAGCUUCAGCUGAACUUCAACCUCUUGAGAUCACUACAGGACGACUCUCUGCUCCUUUACCCCUCACUCAGCACUCUGAGCUUAGCCUGCAACCGUCUGGAGACUUUACAAUCGAACACUUUCAAAGAGUCUAAACUCUUAGAAAACCUCAACUUAGCAAAUAACGUCCUUCAUAUGGGAUAUCAAGAAACCAGCCAAGCAUUAAAGACUCUGCCCCGGCUACGAGUCCUGGAUCUGUCUGUGAACGAACUCGAUGACGAGAUGGCGGGCUCUCUCCUCCAGAACCUGACGUCUCUGGAGUAUCUGAAUCUUUCUGGAAACCUCCUGAAGAGACUGGACGAGACAUCGUUCAGAGACCUUCAUCAGCUCAGAGAACUGGACCUGCAGAGAAACAUCAUGUUCGAGAUCGACGGAGCCUUCGACUCCAACCCCAAACUGCAGAGACUGAACCUGGCCUUCAACUACCUGCCAUGUCUGACCGACUUCCACAUGACCCAGCUGAUAGUCCUGAACGCCAGCCACAACAACAUGGAGUGGUUCAUCUCCAGACCGGACCUGAACGACUCCUUCCAUCUGGAGACCCUCGACCUGUCCAACAACAAACUGCUCUUCUUCCCCUUCCUGCCAAACCACAGCCGUCUGCAGAACCUCUUCCUGUCACAGAACUCAAUCCGCUUCUACCAACACAUGGCCGACAACGACACGCUACUGAACUCUUCCACCGUCCAGUUCUACAACCUGAAGAAACACGAGCAGAGCAACGUGACAGCUCAGCUGUGGGACGAGAACCUACACGGUGACGUCUCCUCUGUGCGGAUUUUAGACCUGACGGGGAACCAGGUGGAGUACUUCCCUCGAGGGUUCAUGCAGAAGAUGUCCGCUCUGUCCAGAUUACGAAUGUGCUCAAACUGUCUGCAGACUUUGAACCUCACGUCCGAGCGCUUCUCUGACAGCCUGUACGAGCUGGACGUCAGCAACAACCGUCUGAACAAGAUCCUCGGAGAUGAAGGUCCUCUGAGCGCGCUCAGUAAUCUGACCUACUUGAACCUGAGUCUGAAUGCCCUCACGUUGUUACCGUCUGGAUUCUUCUGGUCUCUGAGCAGCCUGAGGUCUGUGGACCUCAGCUUUAACAACAUCCACGUCUGCCUUGGACAGGAAGCGGACAACAGCACAGACUCUCUCUCCGCUUGUGUCGACUGGACGGACGUUGGAUCCCUUUGUCAGCUUUACUUAAAGGGAUGCAACCUGCAGAGGAUUCCAGCGUCAGCGUUCAGCGGUUUGUCUUUAACUCAUUUGGAUCUCUCUGAAAACCCCGGACUCAUCGUGGACGAGUCAUUAGAGAGUGUGAGCAGGACGUUACAGCAUCUUGGGUUAGGAAACACUCAGACACAAGACUUGGACUUCUCCCACUUCCAAAGUCUGAAGUUCUUAAACAUCUCAGGAAACUCUCUCGUCCAUCUCCCCCCCUCUCUCCUCAGUCUGGACCUGAGAGUUCUGGAUCUGAGGGACAACAAACUGUCCACCAUCCCCUCAGAUCAGGCCAAUGCGUUAGCUCCCAAACUGCACACGCUCUUCCUCACAGGAAACCCGUUUAACUGCUGCCAAACCGAGUGGUUCAGGACGUUUGAGCCGGUCCACAUGGUCGCACAGUCAGACCUCCGAUGUGAGGAUCUGUUCCACGCCACACACAGAGUGGAGCGCUUCGACACGUUCCUGUGUUCAGAGGAGGCAGCUGAAUCUUUACUGUGGUUGAUUCUGCUCAUUGUUCCUUUCUGUCUGCUUUUUGUGGCUGCUUCAGUUGUUUUCCUCCUCACCUUCAAGCCCCGAGUCCUCCAAAAGUCCAUCAAGAAGAAAUGUUUGAAGCCCACAUCCUACUGAAACUUGAUCAGCCUGUUUGUGUGUUUGUGAGGAACGCAGCUGAACGUGUGAAAUAAAAAGGAAUUAUUGUAAAAACACUCA
Labrus bergylta (ballan wrasse) is the source of this 2380-nucleotide messenger RNA. It is a transcript of the gene nrros, whose product is annotated as negative regulator of reactive oxygen species. NCBI's taxonomy places the organism in Eukaryota, Metazoa, Chordata, Actinopteri, Labriformes, Labridae. The record is from RefSeq and is a predicted model, not a curated record. Gene Ontology annotation, molecular function: protein binding.